AUGAAGGAAUUGUCGAUUGCGGUAAGUUUGCGUAAAAGGGAGCGGUACUGCGGGAAAUGAUAUCGGCACGGCGUAGAUUACAGGCCUUCGGAAGGGGGGAAGGGGAAAGGCGUGGGCUAGGCGGUAGAGGUGUAUGUAAAUACGGCAGUGGUCUAAGAGCCGAAUGCCUGUGGUAGCAGCUACCCCAAAGUGACAGACGUAUGUUUGGACGGCGUAGGCUGUAAGCCUUUCAGUUUCGGAGGGGAGGAGUGGGUGUUGCAGAAUAUGCGGAGAGAAGGCCUGCAGGGUCAGGUGUACGCCCGGAAGUUGAAGGCGGGCUGGAAACGUUAGUGGACAGCUGGCGUAAGUGGUAGUCCUAAAGACGAAAUGGGAAUGCUGGCAACUCAGUUAGGUGGAAUCCGGAAUGCGUAGGAGGAGAGGCAAGUGGACCAUGAUUGGAAACCGAGAGAUGAUGACGGGAAACACUACGUAAACCGAGAAACCGUCAAACGGGCAGUUAACAGCGCAACUGCAACGCAUGGGGAACUGCCCAGAGGUGGUUUGGAGUAAGAGAAGUUUGUGUGCGUAAAUGCAUAGAAGUUGCAUUGUAUGUUGGACAUAAAUUUUAGGCAACAGGGAAUGGGAACUCCACGUAAACCCUACGGAGGCGGGUUGCUAGGUGUGUUUGAAUGUUUCCUUCUAGCCAUGGCGGCCACAGGUCUUCCAUUACGGCUACCUUACGUACUAUUGUUUGUUCAGUAGGUGUGCUUGUGGUAUUUUUUUUUGCCGCCGCGGCAAAAAAAAAUACCACAAGCACACCUACUGAACAAACAAUAGUACGUAAGGUAGCCGUAAUGGAAGACCUGUGGCCGCUUAUUUGGCACCGGUCGACACUCGCAUGGAAUUACGCAGACGCCUAACCUGAAAUUAGAUAGGAUCCGGUCUGAUUUAGAGGACGAAUCCUUUAAGGGAUAUUGUUUCUCGUGAUUCUUUUAACUCCCUUUGUCUUUACUAAGUGAUUGUGAUUCCCGGCUUGGAAGCUGGCAUUUUCGGCGCAUUUUGCGUCAACGGGUCGUGCUGUGAAUAGUCUGAGAUCCACUUCUAAGCUCCUGUCUUUGAAUCCACUUGAAUAACACCCCCCUCCCCCGUCAUCAGGUAGUUACAAUUGAGCCCGGCUACUACCUCCCCGGCAAGUAUGGAAUUCGGUUGGAGAACGUGAACAUUGUCAUCGAAGCAUCCUCUGUGGACGCCAAUGCAGUCCCCUCGUCCGCUGCCGCGGUUCCGACCUUCUUGGCCUUCGAACCGAUAACCCUGGUGCCAUUCCAGCGCAAACUCAUUGCACGAGAAAGGCUAACGCCAACAGAAAUCGAAUGGUUAGAUGCUUACCACGGUCUGGUCAGAAGAGAAUUGAUCGCUCGCAUUGCUCAAGACGCUGGCGGCGAUGGGCUCCUAAGUCCUGCCCGUCAGAGGACACGUGACUGGCUUCUGCGGGAGACGGAACCGCUCAAGGCGUCUUCGUAA
Messenger RNA from Spirometra erinaceieuropaei, 1500 nucleotides. The record is from the annotation of a GenBank genome assembly. NCBI's taxonomy places the organism in Eukaryota, Metazoa, Platyhelminthes, Cestoda, Diphyllobothriidea, Diphyllobothriidae.